UUCCGCCCUGGUCGGACCACUUUCGAAAUCUGACCAUCUUUGUCAUUUUUGAGUUCGUGGAUAGUCGCCAAGAUGGGCAGCAUAUUCUCGAAAGCUAAGCCCGUGGCACCAGCAACAGUAGCCACGGACACAAUCAUUCCCUUGAACCCCAAUGAUGACUGUGCCUUGAACAGAGGCAUUGUCAUGGGCUUCAUGAUGCGCUUCGACGAUGUCUUGGACCCAGAAAGGCUGCGCUCGUCGCUUACGAAGCUAUUAGGCCGUUCUCAGAACAAGCUUGAGUACCAUAUCCCUGAGCUUUACGACCCGGAAAGGCCAGCUAUUGCGUACUCCCACUUCGACUACGGGCGCAGCAUCCAGGAUCAUCCAAUUGCUUCGCGGUUGCCGAAAGCGACUUUAAAGCCAACAGUGAUAGAGACUCCACCGGAAAGGUUCCAGGACUUAAUGCGAAGGCCAGACAGCCCCAAAUCGAUGCGAGACUACAUCUAUCGCGAUGAACCUCAGCUUGGUCUGCACAUCGAGUCCUUCAAUGACGCGACGCUUGUGAGUCUGACAUGGUUGCACACGUUAUUCGAUGGGAUCGGAAGGCAAGAACUUCUGAUCGCGUGGACUGCCACCCUCGAGGGCCGUGACAACGAUGUCAAACCCUUCCAUGGGGUUGACACAGAUCCCCUGGCAGAGCUGGGCAAGAACCCUACAGAGCCGUUCGUUUUGGCCGACCAGCAACUCUCAGUUUGGGGACUAAUCCAAUUCAUUCUGGGGUAUCUUUGGGAGAUCAUUCGUCAUCCUUCCGAAGAAACCCGCAUUGCUUGUAUACCGGCAGCGCACAUCGAAGCACUCAAGGAACAGGUCAAAGAAGAGUUGAGCGCACAAAAUGCCGGCCCAGACAAGUUAUUCGCCAGCGAGGGAGACAUCGUUACCGCCUUCAUCGGCCGCCUAUGGUCGCAGCAUCUCCCUGCAAACUGCAGCAAACCAGUUAUCCUCGGAAACGUCCUGAAUAUAUGUCCUGCGCUUGCUCGGGAUAUUCUCCCAGAGAAGACCGCGCUUUUAUCAAACGCCACAUCCCUGAUCAUAACCCGAAUCACCGCAAAGGACCUCCGGACAAAGCCACUGAGCUACACGGCUGCCGCGGUUCGACGAUCUAUCCAAGAGCAAGGGACCAGAGAGCAAAUUGAAGCUCGCAAAACACUAGAAGAGAAGCAUUCUGCAGUUAUGUUUGGUGACAAGAACAUGCAUCAGAUUCUACUUUCAAACUGGGGCAAAGCCAAGUUCUUCGAAACAGACUUCUCUGCCGCCGUAGUCAAGCCUGGGUGGACCUGUCUUGCUCAACCGCACAAACUUGGGAAGCCCUCGCUCGUUCUCAAUGCGAACUAUGUGCGCGGCUUCUCACUUAGAUUUGCGGGUCCGAUAAUUGGCAAGGACUUAGAUGGCAAUAUUUGGUGA
Messenger RNA from Colletotrichum phormii, 1440 nucleotides. RefSeq lists its product as uncharacterized. Lineage: Eukaryota; Fungi; Ascomycota; Sordariomycetes; Glomerellales; Glomerellaceae. Gene Ontology annotation, molecular function: acyltransferase activity, transferring groups other than amino-acyl groups. The transcript has 3 exons. The record is from RefSeq and is a predicted model, not a curated record. Bases 73 to 1440 code for a protein of 455 amino acids.